GCGCACCAGUCUGCGCUGCGCCACUACCCUCUCGACUUCACUCCCGGUGACUGCUUCUUCUUUCUUUCUCAUUCUUUUAUGAUUUUUUUUUUUCAUGACAUCACUUCUUUUAUUUGCUGUCAGUGGAUGGGAUGCUACUGGCUAUUAUUCCCCCUCCCCAACUAAACAUUUUACCUCCCCCGAAGGAGACGUUUUGGAUGACUUACCGGAUUGGAUGGAGGAAAUCGCUUUUGGAGACUUUACGCAUCGACUUGAGGGAUGAAUGUGAACUUCUUUACAGCACGUUUUUGUUGCGUUUUGCUCGUUUUUAACACGAUUUAACUUUGUCUACAGAAAAGGAGUGUGUUUGUGCCACACAUUACAAUCUUCAGGUGGAACUUUUGAUCAUUUUAAACGCUUGGAGAGCGAAGUUUGAGCCGUGGGGAUUUCUUGUUUUAAUUCAAUCUGAGUGGAUAAGAUGUCUCGGGGGGCCGAACCGAACCGGCUUUGGGCUCUCUCUUCGGCCUUGGUCCUGGUUCUGUGCGUCGUGUCGAGCGUGCACACAUGCCCGCACAAGUGCAGCUGCUCCGGAUCCCAUGUGGACUGUCAGGGUCUGGGGCUCAAGACGGUACCGAAGGGGAUCCCGCGUGGGGCUGAGCGCCUGGAUCUGAACAGAAACAACAUCACCCGGAUCACCAAAGUGGACUUCUCCGGCAUCAAGAACCUUCGAAUUCUUCACCUGGAGGACAACCAAAUCAGCGUCGUCGAAAGAGGAGCCUUCCAAGACCUGCGACUGCUGGAGAGACUCCGACUAAACCGGAACAGACUCACGCUGCUUCCAGAACUUCUCUUCCAGUCCAAUCCUAAACUGGGCCGACUAGACCUGAGCGAGAAUCAGAUCCAGGCGGUGCCGAGGAAAGCCUUCAGAGGAAUCACCAACGUCAAAAACCUGCAACUGGACAGCAACCACAUCAGCUGCAUUGAAGAUGGGGCUUUCCGAGCACUGCGCGAUCUGGAGAUUCUCACUCUCAACAACAACAACAUCACCCUCAUCCCGCUGUCCAGCUUCAACCACAUGCCCAAGUUGCGGACACUGCGUCUCCACUCCAACAACCUUCAUUGCGACUGUCACCUGUCCUGGCUCUCUGAUUGGCUGCGAGCGAGGCGCGGCCUGGCACCUUUCACUCAGUGCAUGGCCCCCGCCCACAUGAGGGGCCUGAAUGUGCCCGACGUACAGAAGAAGGAUUUUGUCUGCAGUGGCCCCACCCACGUGGAGUCGCGGACAUGCGAGCCACUGGUGGCAGUGUGCCCGCCCAGCUGCACGUGCAACAACAACAUUGUGGACUGUCGCCGCAAAAGUCUGUCCGAAAUACCCGCCAACCUCCCGGAGGGCAUCGUCGAGAUUCGUUUGGAGCAGAACCUGAUCAAAAGUGUCCCACCUGGAGCCUUUUCUUUAUACAAGAAACUCAAAAGGAUAGACUUGAGUAAGAACCAAAUUUCCGACAUCGCCGCCGAUGCCUUCAGCGGCCUCCGCUCGCUCACCUCCCUGGUCCUGUAUGGCAACAAGAUCACUGAGCUACCGAAAGGAUUGUUUGAUGGCCUGGUGUCCCUGCAGCUACUCCUCCUGAACGCCAACAAGAUAAAUUGUCUCCGCGUCAACACCUUCCAGGACUUGCACAAUCUCAACCUGCUGUCACUGUAUGACAACAAGUUGCAAACCAUCAGUAAAGGACUUUUCACACCACUGCGAUCCAUCAAAACUCUUCAUCUGGCUCAGAAUCCCUUUAUGUGCGACUGUCACCUGAAAUGGCUUGCCGACUUUUUGUUCGACAACCCCAUCGAGACCAGCGGGGCGCGCUGCAGCCACCCAAGAAGGCUGGCCAACAAGCGCAUCAGCCAAGUCAAGGGCAAGAAGUUUCGUUGCACAGGUCAAGAAGACUAUCGCAGCCGACUGAGCGGCGAGUGUUUCCAGGACCUUGUUUGUCCCGACAAAUGCCGCUGCGAGGGCACCAUGGUGGACUGCUCCAACCUGAAACUGACCCGCGUUCCCUCGCAUAUCCCGGAACACACUACCGACCUGAGGCUGAACGACAACGAGAUUGCUGUACUGGAGGCGACGGGGAUGUUCAAGAAGCUUCCGAACAUGAAGAAAAUCAACCUGAGUAAUAACAAGCUGCGGGAAAUCCGCGAAGGAUCUUUCGAUGGAGCGUCUGGGGUUCUGGAACUUCUCCUGACUGGCAACAAGCUCACGGGUCUGCAGGGACGAAUGUUCAGAGGCCUCACUGGACUGAAAACUCUAAUGUUGCGGAGCAACCAGAUCAGUUGCAUUGACAACACGACAUUCACGGGCCUGAGUUCAGUGCGUCUGCUGUCGCUGUAUGACAACCGGAUCUCCAGCAUCGCCCCGGGAGCCUUUGCCACCCUACACUCCCUCUCGACGAUUAACCUCCUGUCCAACCCUUACGUGUGCGACUGUCACUUGGCCUGGCUGGGUCAGUGGUUGAAGAAGACCAGAGUGGUGAGUGGAAACCCUCGCUGUCAGAGACCCGCCUUCCUCAAGGAGAUCCCCAUCCAGGACGUGGCCAACCCCGACUUCACAUGUGAUGGUGUCGAGGAUAACGGCUGUCUUCCUGCAUCUGGCUGUCCCGAUGUCUGCACAUGCUCAGACAGCGUGGUGCGAUGCAGCAACAGAGGGCUGCGCUCGCUGCCCAAGGGCAUUCCCAAGGACGCCACGGAACUUUAUCUGGAGGGUAAUAUGCUGACUUCUGUGCCCAAGGAGCUGGCGGCCCUGAAGCAUCUAUUACUGGUAGACCUGAGCAACAACAGCAUCAGCACAGUGUCGCCGUACACCUUCAGCAACAUGACUCAACUGGCCACGCUUAUCCUCAGCUACAACCAGAUUCGCUGCAUCCCGGUCCACGCCUUCCACGGUCUCAAGUCGCUCCGCCUGCUGACUCUUCACGGGAACGACCUGUCAACUAUUCCGGACGGCGCGUUCAACCACCUCACGGCUUUGUCCCACCUGGCUUUGGGUGCCAACCCCUUGUACUGCAAUUGCGAACUACGCUGGCUCUCCCAGUGGGUGAAGGCCGGAUUCAAAGAACCUGGUAUUGCUCGCUGCACCGGACCUCCUGACAUGGCUGACAGGCUUCUGCUGACUACACCGCUCAACAAAUUUCAGUGCAAAGGUCCGGUGGAUAUCGCCCUUGUGUCAAAGUGUGCACCCUGCCUGGCGGAGCCUUGUCAGAAUAAUGGCACGUGUGUGUCCGACCCAUCUGGAUCCUACCAGUGCACCUGUCCAUUUGGAUUUAAGGGCCAGGACUGUGAAACGGCCAUUAAUGCCUGUGUUAGUUUCCCCUGCCUGAAUGGAGGGACGUGUCACCUUCAGCCGGGCUUUGAAGACCACUUCAGCUGCGUGUGCCCGCCGGGUUUCGAGGGCCAACGCUGUGAGUUGAACCCGGACGACUGCGAAGACAACGACUGCGAGAACAACGCCACCUGCGUCGACGGUGUCAACAAUUACACUUGUGUCUGUCCGCCUAACUACACAGGUGACCUUUGCGAGGAGGUUCUGGAUCCCUGUCUCCCCGAUUUUGACCCCUGCGAGCACGAUUCUAAGUGCGUCCACGUUGGUCGCAGUUACAGGUGUGAGUGUUUACCAGGCUACGUCGGCCAUUUCUGCGAGCAGGACUACAACGACUGUCUGGAGAACAAGUGUCAACAUGGCGCAGAGUGCGUGGACGCAGUCAACGGCUACACGUGCGUGUGCAAGGAGGGAUUCAGCGGCUUGUUCUGCGAGAAUCCCCCGCCCAUGAUCUUGCUGCAGACCAGCCCGUGCGAUCACAGCGAGUGCCAGAACGGCGCCCAGUGCCUGCUGGUGGCCGGCGAACCCGUCUGCCGCUGUAUGCCCGGUUUCUACGGCAACAAAUGUGACAAGAUGGCCACUGUCCACUUCCUGGGGCGGGAGGCAUAUGUGGAGCUCCCGGGCGCAAAGCUACGCCCCAAUGUUCAUAUUUCAUUGCAGGUGGCCACCGACAAAGACAAUGGUAUUUUGUUGUAUAAGGAGGAUCACGACCCCCUGGCUCUGGAACUUUACCAAGGGCACAUACGACUCAUCUAUGAUAUGGCCAGCUAUCCUCCCACGACUGUGUACAGUGUGGAGUCUGUCAACGACGGGCUUUUCCACACUGUGGAGCUGUUGAUUCAGAACCAUUCGCUCAGCCUGGUGGUGGACAACGGCGCUCCCAAGAGCCUGGGCAAGCUGGCGCGCCAACCCUCCGUCGACCACGACACGCAGCUUUACAUUGGAGGCGUACCCUACCAGGUCCUGGCCACGGGGUUUCGGCCCAGUCCGGAGCGCUCGCCUCAGUUCUUCAACGGUUGCAUUCACAAUGUCCAAAUCAACGGGGAAGCGCAGGACCUGAGCUAUAGAGCUACGGGAGGGCGACCGGUCGAGGGCAAGAGCGAUGGCGUCCUGGUGGGCUGUCACUCGUGCAGCGUGUGCGCGCAGGGAACGUGCAGAGAGGGCGGAGAAAUGGGCGUCACUUGUCAGUGCCCGCCCGGACGCAGCGGGACGUUGUGCGAGCAGGCCACAGUGCCAAAUCCCUGUCAAGGCACUAGAUGUGUUCACGGCUUAUGUGUACCCAAGGGGGCGUCCUACAGCUGCAAAUGCAGCGAAGGCUACCAGGGCCAGUUCUGUGAGCAGCAGCAGGAGCCCACAGCCUGCAGGGGGCAGCGCUGCGGCCACGGCGAGUGCAGGGUGUCUGAGGGAGGGGAGCCCGUAUGCAACUGUCUGCCUGGCUAUGCCGGACCCACCUGUGAUACCGAGUUGACAUGUCAAGGCGAGAUGGUGCGAGAGCAGCUGAAGCGGCACCAAGCCAUGAGGACGUGCACAUCCACCAGCAAGAUCCCGCGCAUGGAUUGCCCCCGGUCGUGCCAGACCGUAGCGCCGCCCGGCGUCUGCUGUGGCGUCAGCAAGACCCGCAGGAGGAAGGUUAUGUUCCGCUGCACGGACGGCACCUCGCACUUCGAAGAGAUGGAGACGGCCCUGGAGUGCGGCUGCGCCAGGUGCCCGCUCUAAUGACUUUCUCAAUCCCUCCCACCCACACGUCUUGUGAAUUUGGCACCGCCAUUAACACAAUUUACAUUUUGUUUACACAUCCCGUUCGAUGGCCGCCAGUUUGCUGCAGGAGAAACCACAAUGGGGACACGUGUGUGUGUGCGUGCGUGCGUUUGUGCGAGUGCAUUUGUGCGUGUGUUUGUAGAGUGCAUGUGUGAGUGCGUGUGUGUAUGUGCAGAGAGAACUAUAUUGUAAGAUACAAGUGAGAAGAAGGGGAAAAAAAAGCAUAGUACUUAUUUUUAUGAUGAAUUUUCUUCUUCUAUGAGGUAAGGACUGAUGAGGUGGUUUUUUUUAAACAUGUUGAUUAUACAACGUGUUACAUAGGAUGAUAUUAUUUUGUACCUUGUAAGAACAAAAAGCUACACCAUGAAGUAGAUUAACAUUCUUUACAAAAGAAUAUAGAAAAUUAUAUGUAUGUAUAAAUCUAUAUAGAAAUUAUACCUUAAUCCAAUUAAUUGUAUAUUUAAUGUUUUUUUGCAUGAUCUUUGGAUAAUUUCAUGUUGUGGAGAAAGUUCACUCACUCUUUUUUGGUCAAAAAAGGGAAACCAUAUGUGCCUAAUUGGGGGGUGGGAAGGACAUCUUCACCUUGGAAACUUUGUUUUCCAUCAUCUAGGGAAGUGGUGGGAAUACAUAAAUGGGAAUAAAACAUCAGAGGAUUAAAAGAUCCCCAAAAAGAAAGAAGUUCAGAAAAAAGCCCCCCCACACCAAAAAACACCUCAUGAUGCAGAUUUACACAGUCAAAAAUCCUCACUUAAGCAUCCUUAGUCUUAAUGUACGUGCCUUUCUCAUAGGUGACUUCCUUCAGGCCUCUCAUUGGCUGAAAGCAAAGCCACAGGAUUCGGGGUUACAUUGUACCCCUACCUCACCAGCAGCAUACACACUUUUGAAGAUUUAAACUGAUUUGUUUUUUUUGCGAGCUAGCCAACACGUCUAAUCUUAAAAAAUGGCCAAGUAGGCAUUUAAUACUAAUAAUUCUCAAAUAAUAUACGGAUUUGUCGGAUGUCGAUGUGGUGUAUAACGUGUAAUGAAGUAAUUGUGAGUUUGAGUACCCAAUUAUAGCACCAAUAAUGACCUGAGGGAGGCUACAAGGUGCUACGUAGCAUUUAGACUAUUUGAAAAUGCAAAGACGACGACGCUCGGUUGACUUUUUCUUUAUCUCUUAGUGAUUUCUGAUUGCAAAUAUUUAACAUUUAUAAUUGUUGACCCUGAACAGUUUUAUCCACAAGAUGGGCUCAUAAUAUUUUCGCAACAUCCCAUUUGGUUAAAUAACAAACAUAUAUAGCGAACCUCCCAACAAAUGCCAACAAAUGCCUUAAAACUAAAAUGAUUCUAUAGCUUACAUUUACAGGUUAUAUCAUAAUUGUUAAAAAUGUCGAAAAGGGCUGUUCUACAAACAGAGCAACGCUAACAUGACAUUCAAAAUUUACUGGGCUGGUACACCGAGCACAUUACAGACCACAAAAAAAAAAGUUGUUCUGGAGUCACCACGGCAACGAGAAAUUCUCUUCUCUUGAGCCAGUGCGCCAAAUGUUAAUGGCGCUUUUAGUGCUCAGUUCUUUGAAGCUCAGAUAUUACAUACGCUGCUUUAAAAUGCCACCAUUGUGCCAAAGUUUGAAGACAAAAAUUGAUGUGUUCGGAAUUCAUAAUGCUGCUUCGACCCAAUGUUGGAUGGCUGCAACAAGGGUGUAAGAAAAUCUAAACUGGCACCUUAAUUUUCACAGAUGUCUACAAACGUCGCCACAAAGUGAUUCAUGAACUAAACUACGCAACUCGGUCAUUGUCACGCAGCAACAGCAACAUGGUGCAGAAAAGGAAACGGCGCCAUUACCAAAAAAGCCGCUUCCUGUUGUUCAUGUGAUACAUUUAGAAACACCUCAUAUAAGUGUUAAAACCAUAACAAGGCACGAAGAGGUAAACACUCAAGACUUACAAUGGGAACGUUUUCAGUAUAUUUCCAUGGGAAGUUUCUGAAAUUUUGAUUUUGGUUAUCCUUCAAGAUUAAAUCUAUGGUAUUAAACCAAUACAACCAAAUGUUUACUUGAACAAUCUUUCAAUUCUUUCACUCAAGAACAUUUAUUAAUAUGACUUUGAAAUAUAAAAUUACAUGUUGCGUAUUUAAAUCAAACACCCGACUGUCAAACUGCCUAACAAUACAUUUUAGACAGACAAUAUGUAAUGCAACAAAAAUAUAACAAAAAGGACUAAAAUGACUGUUAUUGCAACUUCUCAAAAUUGUUCAUACAAGGUCUGUAGUACAUUGCUUCCUGGUGGCCAUAGUGCAUAUGCCAGAAGAGGCUCAAUGUGGGGCCCAUAAAAAUGUUGCAAUUUUGAAAAUAUCCAGAAUGUUGCAACCCAAAGCACUACUGUAUUCUACUUUAAUGUACUCUGUUUACAACAUUUACCAAUGUGUCCACCAGCUUGUAAUUUGCAUCUGCAAUUUAGCCUUUUCCUACUUUUCAUGCCCUCACCCCCAUUUGCGGAAUAAUUCAAGCUUUUUUUGUUUUGCUUGCGCCCGCCCCUUCUGCUUCUUGUGUACACGCCCCCCCCCACCCACACCCGCCUUGGUUUAUUAGCUCAUCAAUGUGAAGGCAGAAGACAAAAUCAUUUCAAUCCAAACACUGCAAUGUUCUCCAGGUUGAAAACACAAAAGUGAUUGAUGAUGCAGAUGUUGAAUGUUAAAAUUAAACUACCAUUGAAACUA
Molecule: messenger RNA, 7799 nt
Organism: Syngnathus acus (greater pipefish)
Lineage: Eukaryota; Metazoa; Chordata; Actinopteri; Syngnathiformes; Syngnathidae
Gene: slit3
Product: slit homolog 3 (Drosophila)
Exons: 38
Coding region: 458-5059 (1533 amino acids)
Biological process (GO): axon guidance; negative chemotaxis
Molecular function (GO): calcium ion binding; heparin binding; Roundabout binding
Source: RefSeq, a predicted model, not a curated record